Messenger RNA from Drosophila ficusphila, 696 nucleotides. RefSeq names its product defense protein l(2)34Fc (gene l(2)34Fc). The transcript is spliced from 2 exons. Gene Ontology annotation, molecular function: oxidoreductase activity, acting on metal ions. Bases 66 to 545 code for a protein of 159 amino acids. NCBI's taxonomy places the organism in Eukaryota, Metazoa, Arthropoda, Insecta, Diptera, Drosophilidae. The record is from RefSeq and is a predicted model, not a curated record.
UUAGAAUUUUCAGCUCAUUUCAAGUUUUUCUUCUGUGACGUUCGUGUCUGUUUUUGAGUGCAGCUAUGUUCCGCUUGUUGGUGAUUGCGGCCUGCCUGGCCAUCAGUGUGAAUGCCUACCGCGAUGGUGCUCCAGCGACCGCUUGCGGAGAUCUGACGCCCCAGCAUGGCGCCAAGCCGCAGUCGACCAAGUCUCCCUACAGCCUGUCCGGAUUGUCCCACGUUCGCUCGGACCAGAAGUUGACUCUUUCCCUGGGCGGUGACGAGUUCCUGGGCUUCAUCAUCCAGGCACGCGAUGGCCAGAACCGCGUUGUCGGCCAAUUCAACGUGCUGGAUGCCAAGAACUCGCAAACUUUGGACUGCUCCGGAAAAGCCAACACCCUCACCCAUCUGAACGCCAACAAGGGCAGCCCGUUGACCAGCCUUCAGUUCGAGUGGAUCCCGCCAGCAGGAUACAAGGGCAAUGUUAAGUUCAUGGCCACCGUCGUCCAGACCGGAUUCGUCUACUGGGUGGGGCGCGUCACCAAGGACGUCAAUGUGGAGUAGAAGGAUGUUAUCCCAGUGCUUGUGAUACGAAUGUUUAUGUUCAUGAUUUGUCUAAAAUUCUAAAAGUCUAUGUGUACCGUUAGUGUUCCGAUUAGCUUUGGAACGUAGUAUUUUUGGAAAUAAAGUUUAGAGAAGUUAAUUAAAGAAAAAA